This is a messenger RNA of Coregonus clupeaformis (lake whitefish), 2263 nucleotides long. RefSeq names its product glucagon family neuropeptides. Gene Ontology annotation, biological process: positive regulation of protein kinase activity; neuropeptide signaling pathway; neuron projection development. Lineage: Eukaryota; Metazoa; Chordata; Actinopteri; Salmoniformes; Salmonidae. Gene Ontology annotation, molecular function: neuropeptide hormone activity; pituitary adenylate cyclase activating polypeptide activity; peptide hormone receptor binding. The transcript is spliced from 6 exons. The record is from RefSeq and is a predicted model, not a curated record. Gene Ontology annotation, cellular component: neuron projection; extracellular region; perikaryon. The coding region runs from base 423 to 1088 and encodes 221 amino acids.
UCUCAUUGACGGGAAGGAAAAGUACUACAGUAUUACAUUCCGAGAUGAUGGGGGUGAUGACGUAGAUAGUAUCCCCUAAUGUGACCAGUGAAAAGGCAUGCUGUUGGAUUCAGGAAUAAAAAAAGCCGAGGGAAGCAGGUCUUCAGAACAAAAAGUUUCCUCAGUGAAGACAAACGUGUGCGCUCUUUCUCCUGGGGUUGUGUGCAUACAGAGAUCCGAUAAUCGCGUUUUAUGUGUGAGCGCACCGAGGGCUGGACACAUUAAAGGAGCAUCAGGAGGCGGCAGAGACGCUUUACAGACGAAGCAAGAAGAGAGAGAAAGGGAAGGAGAGAAAGGGAGAGAGAGAGACUAUCUCACUCUCCCAGUCGCAGUCACAACCGGAUCACAUCCAGCGUCUCCCUCCACACGGCAAUAGCAGGACAAUGUCUAGUAAAGCGACUUUAGCCUUACUCAUCUAUGGAAUCAUAAUGCAUUACAGCAUCCACUGCUCACCUCUCGGGCUUAGCUACCCUAACCUUAGACUUGAAAAUGAGGUUUAUGACGAGGAUGGGAAUUCGUUACCAGACUUGGCUUUUGACAGUGAUCAGAUUGCUAUAAGAAGUCCCCCGUCUGUUGCGGACGACGUGUACACUUUAUACUACCCACCGGAGAAAAGAACGGAAAGGCAUGCAGACGGAAUGUUUAAUAAAGCCUACAGGAAAGCGCUGGGUCAGUUAUCAGCAAGAAAAUAUCUCCAUUCUCUGAUGGCAAAGCGUGUAGGUGGAGGGAGCACCAUGGAAGACGACUCAGAGCCGCUUUCAAAGCGACACUCGGAUGGGAUCUUCACAGACAGCUACAGCCGCUACCGAAAGCAAAUGGCAGUCAAGAAAUACCUGGCGGCAGUUCUUGGGAAAAGCCCUGAAGACUUAGGUUUUCACCAUAUUCUACAAGACAUAGACUUUGAUGCCCUCCCGGAUGGGGAUGAGUUUGAGGCUAUUUUGGGAGACUGGCUGAAACAGUUCUCUCCUGAAUUUCCGGUGAGUUCCAGGCUCUUUCCGAGGCCUUGUCUUGAGGGAUGUCCCCUGUUCUUCCCUCUUUUUCUCACCUAAACCUUACCCUGUGAUCUUACACUCCAGAUACUAAAUACAACCCAAUCUCCUUCUUUCCUCAUUUGUGCUCCCGUCUCUCUAGAGAUAAUGUACAACUGUAUCUAUAUUCACACCUAUACUGCAUGUUGAGCAUACACAUACAGUAUAUGUAUGAAUGUGAAUAUAGAUGCGUAGAUAUGUUUUACACAUUUAAUGUGUAUGGAUAUACUGUAAAUCUUCAAACAAUUCCCCAUAAAUAUCAUAUUGGAGGCUGUAGGAUAAUAAUGUGAUGCUAAACAGUAUCAUAAAUAAAUUAUUUAUUUAAGGCCAAAACAGACAUGACCCAACUGGCUCUAGAAUCCUUAUAUAUGGCGGUAAUUCAAAUACUAAAGUGGAAUACAUGUUAGAAUGACCGCUAUGACCUCUAUGACCCUUAUAAAAUGAGGACCAGAGUGCUUUUGAGCUUUUUCUUUUCUUCGUGUUCUUCUUCUUCAGUGUUAACGAAAAUGAGCUUACACUUUUGAACUUUGUGCAAAGUAUCUAUCUUGUGUUCCUCUGUAGUGGUAUCCACGUGUUUGAAAAGCUCUUGAAAACCUGGAAUGCUGUUAAAGGUUUUCCAUGUGUCUCUUCUCGCCACAUAAGAAGUAUCAUGAACAUAGAAUAACCUAAAUGGUCAUCGGACUCAAAAGAAAGUCCAAUAAUGAAAUUGAGACUAUUUCGACUAACAUUAUACUUUUAAUGUGGCUUCACUUAAUUUCAAUGUAUUUUUUAUUUUUCAUGAGGAACAUUUCAGAGGCAAUUUGAAGACGUGUUGCACCUUCCUGGUCUACUGUGCUUUUCCCUAUCUUGUCAUGUGAACCAAUGUAAAGCUAGAUCGCAUGAUUAAAGUAAUUGCACUAGCCACCAAAUCUGUGCAAACUACUGCAAUUGGACAGUUUUCUUUGCUCACUGAUUGACGUAUAUACAUAUCUGUGUUUUCUGGAUGUUGUUUUGUGUUUGUUCUCUCCCCAACAUUACUGCACAAAGUGUUUGAUUGAACGUCUCACCCCUGUCUUCUGUAGAGGAAAGCGCAGAUGAAUGUACUGCAGGGGAGAAGCUUUUAGAAAGAGUCUCGUCAUGUUUUCUUUUUAGUCUCUUCGCAAUGGGACUUGAGACAAGAUUCUGUUACAUUCCAAUGUAUUAUAUGCCAAAAACAA